UCGUACUACGAUCACAACCCACCUUGAUACUUUUCAGCACUCUAUUUCGGACGUAGCGCCGGACUUGGGCAUAUACGAUAGCCCGUAGCUGCCCAGCAGCGUUCACAGUCGAAUCGUUGCCAAUCACGUCGAAGCGACUGCACUGCUCUAGCCAGCCACUGUGGGCUCCUUUGGCAUCCUUACAUCCUCACUUCAGGACCAUCGGCCUCCAGCUUUGAUAAAGCCAGCCUCCAGCUACGCCGUAACUCAACGUCUGGACCCGACUCUUCCGUGUACAACCACUGCAAUCAAGCUGUCGAUCUCGAGUCAUGCCCGGAUCUUCGAAUGACCUCGCUUCUCUGAUUGAGGACGCCGAUCACGACAAGCCCGCAGUCCUAGCACUCUCUGAGGAGGCACUCAAUGAGGCAUUUAGACCGGGAUACAAACCCCUCUGUCAUGUCGAAGUGUGCAAACUCGCCGACAUCGCGCGUUCGGCACUGCGGCUACCCCCCUCCGUCCCCCCAACUGAGGUCCGUAUCCUCAAUGCUGGUUCCUUCGACAAGGUGUUCAUCAUCCGUUUCAACUCAAUCGCUACAGUCGCACGGGUUCCAUUUGACGUACCGGCUGCGAGGGACCCCAUCCGACUCAGGUCGCAGAUCGCGACGUUGGACUUCUUGAAGACUCACAAGCCGACUAUACCACUACCCAGAGUGCUAACUGCUGUUGCCGAUAGCGAUGACCCGUUGCGCGCACCGUACGUCGUCUCGGAAUUUUGCCGAGGAACGCCUCUCACGAUUCAAGAGUGGUACGUGGAUAUGUCGGAUGCGAGUCGCGACGCCGCGAUUGAGCUCCUCGCUGACAACUGGGUCAAGAUCGUGACGCCAAUCUCGUUCCAGUCAAUGGGAAGCAUUGUCCGCGACCCUGCGCGACCGUCCGGCUUCCGGGUCAUGCCCAUGAUCUCGCAGUUCCCGGGGCAGGCAACCCCGUUGCUCGAUCCGUCUGUGGCAAUGCUCGACGGACACAAGAGCCUCGGUGAUUACUGGACCCUCACGAUGGAAGGGCAUCGCCGUCAGAUAGUCGACUUCUGGCCCGACAACGACCACUCUGUCGUUGUUCUGGAUCUCCGUUAUGAGAAGUACACUCUAGGGCAUCUUUGGCAGUGCUACGAGGCCAUCCUGGAACUUGUGCACAUCGCCGCGUCUCUAGAUCCGCUGGCUGACGCGCCAGCAAUGGCACUCAUGCACGCAGAUUAUUUCUUCUGGAAGAACAUACUCUUCUCUGCGGAUCGUACACGCAUAGAAGGCAUCAUCGAUUAGGACGAUGCUGUCGUCGUUCCCCGAGAUCUUGUCGCCGUAUACCCCUACGAGUUGACGGAUCAGGCUGGCGUAUGGCGCACUGAUCCGCCAGACGUAUUUGCUAUCCCGCCGGGUACACUGUUCGAAGAUGAGGGCCUGUGGGAAACCGCGGUCCAGGAAACACAGCAGAGGAGGACGUUCAGGGAAGUUGUGCGGGAGCAGGAUCCUCAGCUGGCGGAGCUAUACACAGAUUGUCGGGCGAGGUUUAGGAGGCGAGUACAUCUUCUGGUCAGUCAAAGAUUGGGUGAGUGGCUGUACAUCAAAGACUGGGUGUUGGGUGAGGG
Molecule: messenger RNA, 1618 nt
Organism: Fomitopsis serialis
Lineage: Eukaryota; Fungi; Basidiomycota; Agaricomycetes; Polyporales; Fomitopsidaceae
Exons: 3
Coding region: 309-1295 (328 amino acids)
Cellular component (GO): mitochondrion
Source: RefSeq, a predicted model, not a curated record